GAAGUCACCGGGGAAAGAAAACUCCGCUGCUCUCUUGACCCAUGUGCCUUCCGAGGAAGACAUUGCUCUGUGACAAAGUUGCUGAAUGGCUAAUCAAGUAUUUGCCCUUAAGUCAAGCAAGUCGUCUGAUAGCCCGCAAUUCAUCAAAGAGCGUUCUUGAUUGCCCUUGCCGAUACUAUGUCAGUCCCAAACAACGCUAUUCAGGAAAUGUUGAGUUUUGUUGUCCCUCGAGUUCAAGCUCAUCAUGCAAAGUGGCAGCAUCAGCAAACAGAAUUCCACCGGCCAUUUCUCCUUGCCUUAUCUGGCUUGCAAGGUAGUGGCAAAUCAACCUAUGCUAGUCAGCUUGCAUUAGCCUUGGAACACGAACACCAUUUUAGGGUCAUUGUUUGUUCCCUCGACGACUUUUAUCAUGAUCACGAUACUUUAGUCAAGAUCAAAAAUCAAAAUCGGGAUAACGGACUACUACAAGUACGAGGACAACCAGGGACACACGAUGAAGCACUUGUGAGCCAGUUUUUUGAGUCGCUCACUGCCGGUAUCGUCAAAAUUCCGGCAUUUGACAAAAGCAGAUUCCAGGGUCAAGGAGAUCGAGUUCCAGAAGAAGACUGGAAGGUUUUUGUUCCGAGUGUGGAUAACGUAUUGGAUAUUGUUAUCUUUGAAGGAUGGUGUAUGGGAUUCAAGUCAUUAGAAAAAGAUGAACUCGAGCAAAAAUGGGAAAGUGCGCAGAAAGAGCCUCAGACGACGAGGUUGAGUGAAGAUGCGACAUUCCCAACAAACACACUUCAAAAUCACCCCCUUCAUAACCUCGAGAUCAUCAAUGAUAACCUUCGUCGGUAUAAUACAACUUUCAUGAACCCAGCAAACUUCGACUCUUUGAUUCACCUUGAUACAGAAGAGCUUGCCAACGUUUACAGGUGGAGAGUAGAGCAGGAGCACAACUUGUGGAAAGUAAAAGGCACUGGAAUGACCGAUGCAAGUGUUAUUCAGUUCGUUCAAGAUUAUAUGCCUGCUUACGAACUAUAUUUGGAGGAGUUGCAAAGAAAGCCAUUCAUUCCACGAGGCAGCGAAACUGCUUCAAGUACGCAGUUGCGUCUAGUAUUAGAUAGAGAUAGAAGCGUUUUAAAGUAUGAAGAAUUAUAAUUAAGUUGUUAUAUUAUUUUUGAUUUAUCGGUUAAUACCUAUUGUGAUAUAGAAGUCUGGUUUUGAGUUUGUAUCACAGGCAGGAAAAUAAACAGGAUUCUAAUUUACUAACUUUGCUCA
Messenger RNA from Botrytis cinerea B05.10, 1260 nucleotides. RefSeq lists its product as hypothetical. The record is from RefSeq and is a predicted model, not a curated record. Bases 178 to 1140 code for a protein of 320 amino acids. Gene Ontology annotation, cellular component: cytoplasm. The transcript has a single exon. NCBI's taxonomy places the organism in Eukaryota, Fungi, Ascomycota, Leotiomycetes, Helotiales, Sclerotiniaceae.